AUGUCCGGAUCUGGAAAGCACUCCACACAUGGGAUUGAUGGCAACGUGUUCUGCUGUUUCGGGGAUACAGCAUCGAAAGAGGAAAUUAAGAAGAUGCUUGCGGGCACUCAAGGACGCGUCGUUGGAACAGAAAAACGUGGCGCUGCUGCUGCUGCAUGCAUGACUGCAAUCGAUGGCCUUUUUUUUAGGUCACAGGUCGUUGGGCAUUUCCGUAGCAGUUCGAGGCAGGUUCUUACCUUCGAGUCCAAAUGGGGCCUGUCGAUAUUGCAGUGCUUGAAGGAUGAUUCGAUCCUAACAGAAAGAGGUGAAGCAGACUCCUGGUACAAGGAUAAUGGCACCAUCGCGAGCUUCGGCCUCCAUGUGUCGAGUAAAGGUACCGGCCCUUCAAAGAAGCAUGAGCGGGACCAAAAUUGCAAAAAUACAAAGGAUAUGAGAGAUAGAGAAAUGAUCAUGUACGAGCUCCAAAGCAAGCGACUGUCCCGAUUUAUCGGCCUUGGUUCUGGGUGA
Molecule: messenger RNA, 507 nt
Organism: Guyanagaster necrorhizus
Lineage: Eukaryota; Fungi; Basidiomycota; Agaricomycetes; Agaricales; Physalacriaceae
Exons: 7
Coding region: 1-507 (168 amino acids)
Source: RefSeq, a predicted model, not a curated record